Dreissena polymorpha is the source of this 708-nucleotide messenger RNA. RefSeq lists its product as uncharacterized. NCBI's taxonomy places the organism in Eukaryota, Metazoa, Mollusca, Bivalvia, Myida, Dreissenidae. The transcript is spliced from 5 exons. Gene Ontology annotation, molecular function: chitin binding. Gene Ontology annotation, cellular component: extracellular region. The record is from RefSeq and is a predicted model, not a curated record. Bases 135 to 662 code for a protein of 175 amino acids.
ACUGAUAAGGUAUUAUGAAAUGCUUCUACAUUGGGGCACAUGUACACAAGCUUUAUCAUAGAUAUUGACAGAUAUCGUUGAAACCUUCAACAAACCGGCAGUGCGAUACAAAGUCUUCUUCAUAGACAACAAACAUGUUUACUUUUCUAAUAGCCUCGCUGCUGGUGGUUGGAUCACGCGCUCUACUGUUCCCUCUUAACAACGGGCAAGAGCCCGAGCCCGAACUUCUGUUCGCCUGCCCCGCCCCGAACCCGCCCAAAUACGGAAGUCUUAACUGCUCGUACAGCAUGUUUAGUAUGACCUGCACAGCGAGAUGUGACGGGCAGUUCCAGUUCGAAGACGGUCGCCACUCGCAUACUGCAACCUGUGACCUCUUCGAGGGACAACCCAUUAAGAGUUUCAACGACUGCGUCCGAAUCGGUAUUGUCUCGCCGACACUUCCGCCAACCACUGCCCGACCGACCAGCAGCGGCAACUGCGUCCGGUCGCUAACAGACUGCUUCAGCCUGCCUGCAGGUGACUAUCCCUACUGCGAGAACUGCCGGAUGUUCGCCACGUGCGCCGGAAGUGGUUUCUACGUGCGCAACUGCCCGGGCAUCGCCGUUUUCAACUAUUUGACGGAUCGAUGUGAGGAUUAUAGCACUACUGCAUGCAGAAACUAGCUCUUUGUGUUAAAGCCUUGUGUGUGAAUAAAUAAUUUUGAUAGUA